This is a messenger RNA of Sander lucioperca (pikeperch), 3236 nucleotides long. RefSeq names its product matrix metallopeptidase 15a (gene mmp15a). The transcript has 10 exons. The record is from RefSeq and is a predicted model, not a curated record. Gene Ontology annotation, molecular function: zinc ion binding; metalloendopeptidase activity. Gene Ontology annotation, biological process: collagen catabolic process; proteolysis; extracellular matrix organization. Gene Ontology annotation, cellular component: extracellular matrix. NCBI's taxonomy places the organism in Eukaryota, Metazoa, Chordata, Actinopteri, Perciformes, Percidae. Bases 753 to 2912 code for a protein of 719 amino acids.
AGGGACCUCUCUUCACCACAAAUCAUUACAAAUCUUUUAUCAGAUACACAGCGGUCUGACAAAUAUUUACACAACGCGUUUCCGUUCCGAGUUAGAAGUCUAAGAAGAUGUACGUUGGUGCAAAACAGUGCAGGUGAAAUUUGAUAUCCUGGCACUUGGGUUCUGAAGUUGUUACUUAUUUUUGCCGUGUGCAACAUUUCGCAGAAAGUGGGGCACCUUUCGUGUGCUAUAAACUAUAAACUGCAAACAGCACAAAGUGGAAGGAGACUUGUUGCAGGACUUCUCACUGUGCUCCCUACUGCUGAUCAGCCAUUGUGGACGUCGGAAAGGGGCAAGGUCUAGUUUAUUUGCCCGCCGGCUACAGUGUUAGCCGUAUGCAUGAAAGGAACUGCUGUAUGAACACUUGGAUGAGCCAUGAGGCUGCUGGCCCAGGACAAAUCUGACUGCCUGCAACCGGGAAUGGAUUCGUAUCAUCUUAUUUCAUGUUUUUCCGAGGGCUUGUAAACGCACCUCUGCGUAACAUUUGUAGCAUUUUUUUGUAUUUGAUGCGCGAACUCCAAAAAUGAGCAGAUAGCUCACUUGUUGCGGAGGUUUGUGAUUAAAUAUAGGUGGAGGAGAAGAGAAUACGUCCUACAGCACUUUGUUCUUUAUUCCUUCCUAUCGGAGGAAGUUGUUUGGCUGUUUUUUUUGUUUUUUUUGUCACCGCAUCUUCAUCACUCCGCAACAACCACAGACAGCACAUCACGACAAAGAUGGCAUCCGAGCAACCCUGGACUCAGAUCAUGAUCACAUUAUCGGCCGUAUUCUUCCUGAUCCUGUGCAGCACAGCGGCAGAUGUGCCGGAGGACGAAGGCUUCAGUGCUGAGGCAUGGCUUCGUAAGUUCGGCUACCUGUCUCAGGCGAGCAGUCAGAUGUCCACAAUGCAGUCGGCUCAGAUUCUGUCCAAAGCCAUCAGCGACAUGCAGCACUUCUAUGGCCUAGAGGUGACUGGAGAGAUGGACCCUGCUACUGUUGUGGCCAUGCGUCGGCCUCGCUGUGGCCUCCCAGACAGAAAAGCGGAGGAGCUGGACAAUGGCGCGAGGAAGAAACGCUACGCUCUCACUGGACAGCAGUGGCACAAAGACCACAUCACUUACAGUAUAAUGAACCAGCACAUCCCCUCCUCGCUGGGUGAAGAGCGGACGUACGACGCUAUCCGCAACGCCUUUGAUGCGUGGAGACGGGUCACGCCGCUCACCUUUGAAGAGUUACCUGCUGAAAACAGCAUCAGCAUCAACAGCAGCCAGGCAGAGCUCGCUGACAUCCUGUUGUUGUUUGCCUCUGGUUUCCACGGCGAUAUGUCAUUGUUUGAUGGCGAGGGAGGGUCGCUAGCACACGCCUACUACCCCGGACCAGGAAUAGGUGGGGAUACACACUUCGAUGCCGAUGAGCCUUGGACGCUGGACAACCAAAACCCAAACGGUAUAGACCUCUUCCUGGUUGCGGUCCAUGAGCUUGGUCAUGCUUUGGGUCUGGAGCACUCAGAUAACCCCAGCGCCAUAAUGGCUCCUUUCUACCAGUGGAUCCACACGCACAACUUCACGCUACACGAGGAUGACAUCAAAGGAAUACAGUACAUAUACGGUCCCCCUCUCCUUAGUGAUCCUCCACCCACUUCUCCUCCCGCCCAUGACGACAAACCCAACGAUGACUCCCCCACUUCCCCUUCUCCACCCGAAGAUGAACCCGCCUCCACUUCUCCCACCGACACCCCACCCAAAUUGCCCAACCCGACCGACGGCAGCCCACAUCCCCCAGCCCAGCCGGAGCCGAGUCCCAGCCCUACCUCGUCUCCCGUCCUCACCACCGACUCCCAGCCCGAGCCUGUCACCCCGCGCGUCAGAAAAGAUGCCCCCCCUACAUCGCCUCCUCCUCGGCGCCCUGCUCCUCCUCGGCCUCCCAAGCUGCCGGAUAACCAGGCCCCCGAUAUCUGCGACGGGGACUUUGACACGGUGACCAUGCUGAGGGGGGAGAUGUUUGUUUUCAAGGGUCGCUGGUUCUGGCGUGUGCGGAGGAACCGGGUCUUGGAUAACUACCCCAUGCCGAUAUCUGUCUUCUGGAUCGGCCUGCCUAGCAACAUCGACGCAGCCUACGAGCGUCACGAUGGCAAAUUUGUCUUCUUUAAAGAUGAUAGAUACUGGGUGUUCAGGGAGGCUGAUGUGCUGCCGGGAUAUCCACAGCCCUUACAUGGGUAUGGACAAGGAGUUCCUGCACACAAGAUUGACACGGCAAUCUGGUGGGAGCCCAACGGAUACACAUACUUCUUCAGUGGAGACAGAUACUGGCGAUACAAUGAGGAGACCCGGACUACAGACCGCGACUUCCCCAAGCCAAUCAACAGAUGGGGCAGGAUCCCUCACUCACCCAAAGGAGCCUUCCUCAGCGAUGACGGCGCUUACACCUAUUUCUACAAAGGCACCAAUUACUGGAGGUUUGACAACCGCAAGACAGAAGCAGAGAAAGGCUACCCUCGCUCCAUCCUGAAGGAUUUCAUGGGCUGUGUGGGAGCCGCUGACCCUAAGCCCGAUACAGACACUGAGCAGGAACCGAAAGACAAACCAGUCAACCCCUCAGACCGAGGCAAAGAUGAGCACAAAGAGCCGGACAGGGGCCGGGACCAAGACACAGACCCAGAGGAAGACCAAACCUCUCAGCCUGACAGCACAGAGGAGGAGGGGGACAGAGAGGUGGACGUGGUCGUGACGGUGGCCGACAAUGAAUCAAAGGUUAUGACCCUGAUCAUGGUGAUUGUUCCUCUGGUCCUCAUCCUGUGCAUCCUCGUCCUAAUCUACGCCAUCCUCAGGACUCUGCAGAACAAAGAGACGCCGAGGGCCUUGGUGCAUUGCAAACGUUCGUUGCAGGACUGGGUGUGAGGCACAGAAUUAGAAGACAGAGAGCAGGUAUUCAUCAAUUUCGUUUGAGUCAAAAUGUGUACUUACGGCGCAGAAGUUUUGACGCAGUACUAAAGAAAGCCGAGGACGAGUCCCCGUUUUGUGCCCCGUUCAUUGUGAGAACUUUUAUUGCUCAUGUGAAAUAAUGCAAACUGUGGAGCUACAGUGUACGUUUCCCUCUACUGGCCUUGAAGUUUUCCUCCUGUGUCUUCCAAAUGUCUGAAAAGGUAUCUUUAUUUCUUUAAAAAAAAAAAAAAAAGACACAUAACACACUAGGAAUGUCCGUUUCUAUUCAUUCUAAUUGUA